AUGCUUUACUUCGAUAGUAAGACGAUGUCCCACCAAAACAAACAGUCUAAAGCAAUACCCAGGCACAGCGCGAGAUUAAGAGCACAGACCGGAUAUGGCACCAUUCCCGAAGACAAAACUCCAAACUUGCCCUUGGGCAUUAACGACAAAACCAUCGUUGGAGAGCAAAGUACCGGAGAUGACUCGACCACUGGCACUACCUUUCACCCCUUCCCGAAACUGCCACUCGAACUUCGUCUGAAAAUCUGGCGAUUCAACUCCCCCGAACCUUGCGUCAUCACCCAGCUUGAGCCUCUUAAUGGUUAUAAGCCCCUUCAUACAAUCGUGGUGUCUCGUCCUACGCCAGCCGUCCUUCAUAGCUGCAAAGAAUCCAGAAACGAGUUCAUCUGCGGAAACAACGAUCCGGUUAAUGCCAACCGUCCACGCUACCGCCCAUUCUUUGAAGACGGCAAUAGCAAAAAGGUCUUCUUCUCUUUCGAGGUCGAUGCUUUGCACUUGAUGGAUUGCAAAGUAGCUGAGCCUCUAGUCAGAAAGGAACUUCGCCAUAUGGUUGUUGGAGACGACUUGCCGCCAACAAACACGAAACUGGAGGAUCUCCUUACCGCAACUCCAAUAGUUAAUGUUGACUCGGACGGCGACUUUGAGGGCCCCAAGUUCUUGAAACUCCCAAACUUCAAGAAGCUACAGACGCUGAUUAUUGUUUGUCUCUCACACCUAGACGACAUCCAGCGCCUGGAGGCUCUUGUGGAGAAGCACUUGGAACUUUCAAAGAAGCGUACUCCUGAAUUUAAGGCUCCCCGCGUCGUCUUCAAGAAACUGGUAAGCGGUGCAAGUUCUGCGGCGAGUAUUAGUCCUCGUUCAGCCAUUAUGUGA
This is a messenger RNA of Hyaloscypha bicolor E, 873 nucleotides long. RefSeq lists its product as uncharacterized. The coding region runs from base 1 to 873 and encodes 290 amino acids. The transcript has 5 exons. The record is from RefSeq and is a predicted model, not a curated record. Lineage: Eukaryota; Fungi; Ascomycota; Leotiomycetes; Helotiales; Hyaloscyphaceae.